Messenger RNA from Marchantia polymorpha subsp. ruderalis, 1276 nucleotides. Lineage: Eukaryota; Viridiplantae; Streptophyta; Marchantiopsida; Marchantiales; Marchantiaceae. The record is from the annotation of a GenBank genome assembly.
ACAGACAUCAACACUCUUGAAGUAUACUGGUACCUCGUGUCAUCCGUGAAGCGAGAGGCGUCUUACAACAUAAUCAACAUGAAAACCGGGCUGGCGCUGACAGCAAAGAAGUCCAGUUCAGGCGAGAAUGAAGUAUACAUGAAAACCUUGGAGGAGUUCGAUGAGAAUCAGCUCUGGGUUUUUCUCCCCGCGUCGUUCUUCUCAUUCGGGUUCUACCGUGUCCAGAAUUACAGUGCCAGAGUGGACCUGACGACCAAAGCGGUGGAAGAUGGGAACUCUGUCACCGCCAUCGUUCUUGGUGAUGGACCUGAGAUAUUCAACCUGCAGUGGCGAUUCAAAUUCAGCGUGGGCGACAGGCAAGGGAUUCCUCCUCCUUCCACGCCUUUCAGGCUCAUGAACUAUGAACAUAACAGGUUCGUCUUCGGCGAAGACAAAGUUUUGUUCCUGAGAGACACGAUCAACAAUUUCUUAGAGCAGCAGUUUAGGCUCGUGGCACCACCAUACCAAAAGUUGAAAGAAUUCGGCCAAGCCUACAUGAUCCAGAGCCUGCUGUCGCACGGGUAUGUGGCGGACUAUGGCGAAGCGGAUGGUAAAUUAAAGACACUGCAAUUGGCCGAGAGGGAUGUGGAGGAUGGGAGACAGUACUGGAUCAUCGUUCCUUCUAAGGAGUACGCUGGUGGUUUCCGGCUGCGAAAUGUUCAAACCCAAGGUUAUCUCCUGAACGGCCCCACGCACCUUGGCAACCAACUCAGCACCCUGGACAUCAUCAAAGAAUGGCCCGAUCAGGUCUGGAACUUCUCGCUAGUUCUUCCUGCUCUCGAGUAGCAGUCAAUGGUAUGAUCUGAUCGGGCCUGACCGACGGAGCUGCCGUGAACUGGAAGCCGUGGCGGCCUGUGUAUUUCCUUAAUGUCCUCACCGUGCUCAAUAUUGAAGCCGUGCAAAGUGAUGGUGAUUUGCGCUGCUGGGCUCUCGGUUGAGUUAGGACAUUGUUUUGAUUUGUUUGUACGAUCUUAAUACUCCUCCCUAUGCUCUUUUCAGCUUUGUGCUCUUCCUCCUCGUACCCUCGCCGAUCAUGUUGGUCCUCUUCAUGGAACCACAAGGUUAGCCAGCGUUAUGCGCUAGGAUGAUAAAUGGUACGGUCUGGCCAUUAUCAAUAACUAUCCAUGUUCAUAGUGCUGGAAAUAAGUACGUAGUCGGAACAGCCUGCCUCGAGUUGUGAAGCAUAAAUCCUUCACCAGCGUUUGAAUCUUAAAGUACGGAUUGACUCUUACAAUCG